This is a messenger RNA of Rhododendron vialii, 1225 nucleotides long. Its product is annotated as squamosa promoter-binding-like protein 3. The transcript has 2 exons. The record is from RefSeq and is a predicted model, not a curated record. The coding region runs from base 209 to 862 and encodes 217 amino acids. Gene Ontology annotation, molecular function: DNA binding. Lineage: Eukaryota; Viridiplantae; Streptophyta; Magnoliopsida; Ericales; Ericaceae. Gene Ontology annotation, cellular component: nucleus.
UCACCUGUCUAAGUACAUGCAUUGAUACAUAUGCAUGUACACAAACAGUACUGAAACACACACACACACAAAUGGUGGUUGUGGUCCUCACACAUCCCUCUCUAGCUUUUCACCUUUUUUGUCCUCACAAAAUUCCCACCGCCCUAUAUAUCUAGCUUCCACCCCCGGCCACUUCUAUUGAUUAUUCAUGACUUCUUUCAUUUGAUCCAUGGAAGUUGGUGGUGGUGGUGGUAAUUAUAGAGGGGAAUUGAAACAGAAGGCCUUGAUAGACACGGUCAUGAAGAAGGAGGCCGCAGCAGUGGGUGAUGACGCGGAAAGCGACGAUGACUUAGCUUAUAAGGCCUCCGAGGAUGAUGAGAAGAAGAUAGGCGGCGGUGGCAGUGGAGGUGGUAGUGGUGGAAAUGGAAAGAAGAGUUCUAGUUGCAGUAGCGGAGGAGGGGGUUCGAUGAGGAUUUGCCAGGCAGAGAGGUGCACGGCGGACCUGAGUGAUGCUGCUAAGGUAAAGCAGUACCACAGGCGGCAUAAGGUUUGCGAGCACCACUCCAAGGCCCCGGUUGUGGUGGUUGCCGGAAUCCGCCAGAGGUUUUGCCAACAAUGUAGCAGAUUCCAUGAGCUAUCGGAAUUCGAUGAUACCAAAAGAAGCUGCCGCCGGCGGUUGGCCGGGCACAACGAACGCCGUAGGAAGAACAUGGCCGACCCGACCGGAGAAAGCUCGAGCCGGAGAGGGACGGCUGGCGGUACUCAACUGAUGGAAAUUGCGUGUGGUGGGCAGGUAGAUUUCAGGGGAAGGAUCCAGGUUUCCAUAGGCCAAGAAAAUGGCAAUGGCAGCUACAAGCAGCAUUUUCCAUAUCAGAUAAAAUAAAUUACUUUUUAAGGUCCCCCAAGUCAUGUUUCUGCCAUGAAAGCCCUGCAGAUUGCUCUCUCUCUUCUGUCACCCAAGUGCUGGGUUUUUCCUAGCGUUUGGUGGAGGUAACUGGUUACGAAAAACUUAUAAUGUGUUGUGAAUUAGAAUGAAACAAGAUUAAUUGUCAGAAAGCUAGCGACGUGUAUGGUCAAAGUCGGUGUGGCGUGGAUCAUACCAUUUUAGAUUUAUAUUUCAACUAGUACUUUUCUAUGUACUAGUACUUCCAUAGGUACGUUUUUUAGUGUUCGUGUAAUUAAUGUAAUUCUCUUUCGCGAUUUGCGAAGAAUUAUGUUAGAAUAAAUUAAGAGAAAAGUUGAUAAA